CGGGCUGUCAAACAAAACCAAUAAAGAGAGCUUGAUGCCGCUGCCAUGGCGGAGACGGUGGGUCGCUGCUCCAGCAGCGAUUCGGAGCCGGAGGGGAGCCCCAGGAAGCCCCCCAUCAAGCGCCGCCGCAUCCUCCCCGCUGACAUCGGCGUGGCCGCCGUCCCCGUCUACUCCAGCAAGGUUCAGAACAGUCUCCAUUUGUUCCCUGAGUCUCUGAAACUGCCGGUUCGAACCCCAGUGCUGUCUUCUGAACCGCAAGUCAUUGGCACAUCAGAUGAGGAGGAGGUAGAGGAGGAAGAGGCUCCUACAAAGCAAGUGAAACAAGAAAAAAGAUGUGAAGCUCCUUCCCCUUCACCGCCACCUCCACCGCAGCUCAAGCUCAAGAAACGACGCCAUGGAGCUAAAAACUUCCACCAGAAGCUCAGGAAUCUGACAUCCUCCCUCUCAGCUGCCAAGAAGAGCUUGCAAGAUGAGGAACUCAGAGAUGACGUGGUCCUGAUUGAUGUGUUUGACCCCUCCGAGUCCCAGGAAUUGGUGCUAAAGAUCCGGUGUCGGGCUGAUGUCUACAAAGUUUCUGUUCAGAUGACUGACCCCCUUCAACGAGUGAUUGAGCACAUGGCUCAGACGCUGAAGGUUCACCAAGACAGAAUACUUCUCCUGUUCCGAGAUCGCGAACUUGCAGCUGAUGCCACCCCCCGUGUACUGGGCCUGGGGGUGGCUGAUAUAAUCGAUUGUGUAGUGGAGACGACUAGCCAAGGGAGCAGUGAUGCUGGAAACCUUCAACUCCGGGUGCAAGGGAAAGACAAAAGCUCCCAGAUGGAGUUUACCCUCCAGAGGGGGGAGCCAUUGCAAAAACUUAUGAGUCACUACCGUCAAGCCCAAGGUUUCGGCAGAUGCAAACUUAAGUUCUAUUUUGAUGGACAGCGUUUGGCAGGAACCUGCACCCCUGAAGAGUUAGGGAUGGAGUCUGGCGACGUAAUUGAAGUAUGGAGCUAGAAGUCCUUCCAUCUCUUCAAAGAGGCUGUUCACCUGGGCUCUGUGUUCUGACCAACUUCAUUGUGUCCAAUGUCUGAGUGCAAGGGAAGCAGCCUUGUUUUUCUUAAACAUGAUAGGAGUGUGGUAAUUUCUGUCUGAUCCAGACACAGGGAGGGAAAACUGCAUUCCGAUGUCACGUCCCAUCCACAUGCCUGAAACUUACUUAAUAAAGCAAAUUUUGUAACUGGCCCCCUUGGAGCAGAGUGGAAAGAAACUGCUCAGUUAAAGUGAAAGCAAUACAGAUUCUGGAGGGGCAGUGUGCACUGAAUAAUUCUGUUUUGUUUAAAUCAGUGCCCCUUUUCCAUUUGUUUUAACAACGCUAUAUAAUCCUGUUACUGUUUUCUUUCAUUACCUUUACUUGGUGGUAGUAAGUAGAACUGGAUUAUUUGAGGUCUGUGCAGUCUUUUAAACCCUACUAGAAAAUUAUAGUCCUCUUAUGUCUAUGCCAGAUUUCUCAAACUUUCUUUUUCAAGGCUAGCCAACCUCCAGGAUUGUUAGGCUGAAAUUCCCAUGACCACUGGCCAUGCUUGCUUGCACUGCUGGAACCUGUAGCCAAAUAUCUGGAUGAUAUUACAUUGUCUAUAUCUCUUUAUAUGCAUCCCCACCUUGAAUAUGGCUUUUUAAAGCAAAUUUGUAAUCCAUGUGUGCAGAGUAUAAGUUGGCGUUGUGAAUAGCUGCAGACUCAGAAGAUACUAUCUUACCUAUACUCUUCCAUGUACAUCUAACUUACCUAACAAUGUCUCUUGGUUAUUUAAUUGCUAGAUUUGUACCGGUACCUCCUUUUUUAUUGGAGUCCUCCCUACAGCAAAUAAGAUAUGGACUUAAUCCAUUUAAAAAACAGCAUUUUUUCAAAGUAACACAGAACCAGUCCACCAGGAUUCUGAUGUUGUCUCUGCCUCCCUUCCUACUUUUUCUCCUGUUCCAAGUCAGGUCCAAAGUCCUUCACAUAAAAGUAUGUCAAAGCUGUAGUUUACUUAUUUAGGCAUUUGUCCAUGGAGUUCAAUGGGAUUGAUUCUGAAUACAAACUAUGGCCUUGCAGCUCAUAGGGGACAAAGAUUCUGAUAUUUAUUGGAUUAUUUGUGUUUCUGUGGAAACAUAGCAUCAACUUCAUGGGUAUUCAAUGACUGCAUAGAAUUUUGGUAGCUUUUUCUCUGCUGCAAGAAACUGCCUGCCAAAUUUCCUCCUCUUCGAUGUUGGCAGGCUUUAGGUUUCAGGCUGCAAAACUGCAGGCAGCUUUUAGAAUGGAGUUGGGAUAAUAUAUGGUGACAGACUGGCAAGAAGUUCCUAUGCCCUUUAUAUAUAUUUUUUCUCAGAAAAAUGUUACAAGCUGCUAGUUUACUUUUUAAAAUGUGAAGGACUUUGCCCCUAAUUUGUAUGUUGACUUUAUCAUUGUCUAAAGCUUUGCAAGCUUUGCCCUACCUAAGCACACUUUAACCUAGUUUUGAUAUUGCCCAAUGCAACUUAACCCUAUUUUGCAAUGUGUGAAAUGUUUUAAAUAGGUGGUUCUGUGAUUUGAAGGGCUUCAAAGUUGUUUGCGUCUUCAGUUCUGCCAAAUGUUGAGACUUCUAUUUGUUAAAGCCUAUAUUAAAUCAACCCACCACAAAAAAAGAGCAGAGCAGGCCCUGCCUUUAGCCAGAAUAAGGCAGCUGCCUCGGGUGACAGAUUUUGGAGGGGCAGCAAUACGGGAUAUACACAGACUUAACUGCCAGUCUGGCUGACUUUGAAUGGGGGCGCCAUUGUGUUCUUUGCCUUGUACUGGUUACAGCCACAAACUCAUUCAGCAAGUGCUGAUCCUUGUGUAGCCAAAGGGGCGCUAUCAAUGCACUAGAAGUUGGUACCAGCAGGUUUGCCGAGAGUACGAAACAAAAUGCCUUGAGGAAAGAAUGAAGGGGUGGGGGAAACAGCCCAAUGAGGAAUGUGUGUACUCACUAGCUCCAUACAUAAUACUUACAUGUGAGGGUAAAAAAGAGGGAUGGUAAAAAAAUGUUUUGGAAAAGGACAUGGUUGGCCUGAGCAGCAGCAAUCCAUACUAUAACAUUUUGUUACAGACCCCUCACUUUACAAUUUACUGUUGUGUUGUGUUGCAAAAAAUAAAACUCCUCUUGGAUUUUAAAAAGA
Messenger RNA from Zootoca vivipara (common lizard), 3153 nucleotides. It is a transcript of the gene NFATC2IP, whose product is annotated as nuclear factor of activated T cells 2 interacting protein. NCBI's taxonomy places the organism in Eukaryota, Metazoa, Chordata, Lepidosauria, Squamata, Lacertidae. The record is from RefSeq and is a predicted model, not a curated record. Gene Ontology annotation, molecular function: protein binding. Gene Ontology annotation, biological process: cytokine production; positive regulation of transcription by RNA polymerase II.